UGAGCUGCAGGGUUUCACAAGACGGCUGGGGAAUGCAGCUGUUUCCUGCUUCCAGCUCCAUGUCCCUCGCACUUCCCAGGAUCUUAUGGAAUAACUUUCAACGUGUUGGACUCAGGGACUCACAAUCAACAACGAAUCAGCUUCCUUCCUAACAUUCUUCAGCGGCUGUGAUUCUGAAACCACUGGAAGGUUGAUGAGGAACAUCAUUUUUUUCUCUCCCCUCUCUCUCACCCUGACUCUCUCUCUCCGGGAACUUGGAAAAACAGUCAGUUUUUUUGCUUUGCCGCUCGAUAGAUCUCGAACUGUAAGGACCACCCACCCAGCGACCUACCGUACACAAGCAAAAAUGUCCUGGAGCAAGUACACAGAUGCUUUCAAAUGUUGUUGCGAUUUCCGGAUAAUGGGCUGCGUGCAUUGCAAAGAGAAGGGGUCACCCAAAUCCCAAGCUGACGAUGGGAAUGGAUUCUUCAACCAGAACACAAACCCACGUUACGGUCCAGACCCCACCAAUCAACCACAGACGGCGGUCUUCACCCGGAUCCCCGACUUCAACAGCUUCCACGAUGCAUCGGGUUCGGCUUUGACCCCUUUUGGGGGUUCAGUCGGUUACCCGGCGAGCACACUAACAACGAGAAGCGGAGGAGGAGUGCCAGGAGGCGUUACGCUGUUCAUCGCGCUGUACGAUUACGACGCCAGGACUGAGGACGACCUCACCUUUAAGAAAGGAGAAAAAUUCCACCUCAUCAAUAACUCGGAAGGUGACUGGUGGGAAGUUCGGUCGCUGUCGACAGGGAAUACUGGAUACGUUCCCAGUAAUUACGUGGCUCCAGUCAACUCGAUCCAGGCAGAAGAAUGGUACUUUGGCAAGAUGGGUCGGAAGGACGCAGAACGGAUGUUAGUGUGCCCCAGUAACCCACGUGGCACCUUCCUCAUCCGCGAAAGUGAAACCACCAAAGGUGCCUAUUCCCUGUCAAUCCGGGACUGGGACGAGGUGAAGGGAGAUCACGUGAAACAUUAUAAGAUCCGUAAGCUGGACAAUGGUGGGUAUUACAUUACAACCCGGGCCCAGUUUGAGACUGUGCAGCAACUUGUCCAGCAUUACACAGACCGAGCAGCUGGGCUGUGCUGCCGGUUGGUGGUGCCGUGCCACAAGGGGAUGCCAAAGCUGGCAGACCUUUCGGUCAAAACCAAAGAUGUGUGGGAAAUACCUCGCGAGUCGCUGCAGCUCAUCAAGAAGCUGGGCAAUGGGCAGUUUGGGGAAGUGUGGAUGGGCACAUGGAAUGGGACCACCAAGGUUGCAGUGAAGACUCUGAAACCCGGGACCAUGUCUCCAGAAGCCUUUCUUGAAGAAGCCCAGAUAAUGAAGAGACUCCGACAUGACAAACUGGUGCAGCUUUACGCCGUGGUGUCUGAGGAACCCAUCUACAUUGUCACAGAGUUCAUGAGUCAAGGAAGCUUGCUCGAGUUCUUAAAGGAUGGAGACGGGAGGAUAUUGAAACUACCACAGCUGGUUGACAUGGCAGCUCAGAUUGCUGCAGGGAUGGCCUAUAUUGAACGGAUGAACUACAUACACCGAGAUUUGAGGGCAGCAAACAUACUGGUGGCCGAGAACCUCGUGUGCAAGAUAGCGGACUUCGGACUGGCCAGGCUGAUCGAAGACAAUGAGUACACAGCACGGCAAGGUGCCAAGUUCCCUAUCAAAUGGACCGCUCCUGAAGCCGCCCUCUAUGGAAAGUUUACAAUCAAGUCUGACGUGUGGUCAUUUGGAAUCCUUCUGACAGAGCUGGUCACCAAGGGAAGGGUUCCUUACCCAGGAAUGAACAACCGGGAAGUACUAGAACAAGUGGAGCGAGGAUACAGGAUGCCGAGUCCUCAUGGCUGUCCCGGGUCUCUGCACGACCUUAUGAUCCAGUGUUGGAAGAAGGAUCCAGAGGACAGACCCACCUUUGAGUAUCUGCAGUCCUUCCUCGAGGACUAUUUCACAGCAACAGAACCCCAGUACCAGCCCGGAGAAAACCUGUAGGCCUUCCUGGCUCCCAAAACAUUCCUGAGUCUGUGAAAUCUGCAUUUACGGUUGCGUGCUAAACUUUUCCAAGGUGGCUGAUCCUGGAGUCUUACCUCUGAUGAGACCUGGGUAUAAAACUUGAAGGAACUCAUUGCGUAUCAGGCUGGCUGGCUGGAGGAGCUUCCAAGUCGUGAGACCUGACUCCCUCCCAACCGUUCUGGGUUGGAGAUGGCGGCUUCUCUCUCUGCUGCACUUAACAUUUAUCACCUUUUAAAGUACAGAAGUUCGCAAACCCGACUCUGCAUUCGGAUCGUGGGUCAAGUGUGAGUUGCACUGAUGUUGUUCGGCAAAGCACUGAGCUCCCAACACCGAAUUUUAAGCCUACUUGACUGGUUCCGUCAGGACCUGGAACCACAUCCGUUGGCUGUGGAACUGCAUGGGUUUAUUGGGGUGUUGCUUUUUUAAAGCAGUGUAUAUGAUAUGUGGGACUGAUCUCCUAUGCUUAUUUAACAAUGUUGCCUAGCACCAUACUAAAAUAGCUAGAUCUCUCCUUUUCUUUUCUUUCUUUCCUAUUAAUAUUUCACUGAGCUUUUAUAUUUGAUUUGCCAUAUUCGAGAAAUAUUUUAUCCGGUUCUUUGUACAAUUUUUUAAGGCCUACGAAAUAAGGAAAAAGCAUUAAAAAUGCCUAAUUUUUUACGGUGGCAUCGCGCCAAUCUGAUGGACCAGUUCAGACACUGAGAGAGAGAAAAAAAUAACUGUCGAAAUGUAAAUAUGGUCAACUUUUGUGCCAGGGUUUGAUGGGUUGAAAUCAUGGAUUAGGUGAGGAACAAAAAAACAUUCAACCUGAUAAGCUACACAAGCAAAGCAGCCACGAUAUGGUAAUAGAUUGUUACCAUGUUUGAGUCACUGGGUAUUAUAAAAUUAUGCUUGUGUUGUUUGUGAGCAGGAUAGCCGAAUUGUCUACGUGUAGGAGCACUGGAUCUUAAAGAGACGUUCUACUGAGCAGGGUUGUAAGAUAGACACUGAAGUCAUGGGGGUAGUGGGGAGGGAAAACGAUUUUUUUCGUGGGAAUUCCUGAGAAAAUGUGUUAUAAUUUAGACACGUCAAUUGCUAAGUAUUUAAUCCAAUUGUACUUUCAUGUCAUUCAGUUAAAACUCUUCUGUUCAGCAUGAUUUUACGUGCAAACGUAUUGUAAGUGCCUCACCCAGGCGACGCCUCACUUUUUAUCGGGCAGAUAAAAAAAAAAGUUAUACUUAAUGGAUCGACACAGAUCAAAGCCAUUGGUAAACCGUAUGUCUCCUAAGCCCACAAAAUACACAGUCAAUCCACUUUACACUAUGUUCUGUGAAGCG
Callorhinchus milii (elephant shark) is the source of this 3357-nucleotide messenger RNA. Its product is annotated as proto-oncogene tyrosine-protein kinase Yrk. Gene Ontology annotation, biological process: cell differentiation; integrin-mediated signaling pathway; protein phosphorylation. The transcript has 12 exons. Gene Ontology annotation, cellular component: extrinsic component of cytoplasmic side of plasma membrane. Gene Ontology annotation, molecular function: non-membrane spanning protein tyrosine kinase activity; ATP binding; signaling receptor binding. NCBI's taxonomy places the organism in Eukaryota, Metazoa, Chordata, Chondrichthyes, Chimaeriformes, Callorhinchidae. The coding region runs from base 194 to 2023 and encodes 609 amino acids. The record is from RefSeq and is a predicted model, not a curated record.